AUGGACGCUCAUGCAGAGGCGCUGCGUUCGGACCCGUAUACCAGCAAUGGAACUUUCUCCGCAACGAAUCGACCGGGCUGCUACGAGUUGCUGAGUCGGAUGUGGAUUCGAGCAACAGAUGGUCUUGUUGCCGACCGCUCGAAAGGGGAUGAAUGGUUUGGUCGUCUUUGGAAAUUGCAUACGGAAACAACACGCUUUUAUCAUACAGCGGUGCAUCUGGAAGAAAUGCUUCACUUUUUUCGAGUGCUCGAGGAAAGGGGUUGUAUGAGCGGUGUCUCGGAAACAGAACGACAAGCAAUUUUGCUCAGUAUUUUCUUUCACGAUGCGAUCUACGAAAGCCGUUCUAGUUCCAACGAAGAAAAUAGCGCCCAGCUCUUCCAAGAGUUCUGUCGGGACACCAAAUCGCCGGACGCGGUGGUAAACACUCUAGUUGACGAAUUCAUUUUGGCCACCAAAACACACAUGACAUCCGACAAUCAUACUGUUGCUUUGGCUACUUUCCUGGAUCUCGAUAUGGCGGUUCUGGGUAAACACCUCGAGUCUUACAUAUCGUAUGCAUCAAUGAUUCGAAGAGAGUACGAUUUUAUUCCCCAUGAUACAUACUGCCAAAAAAGAGCGGAUGUUUUGGAGGCGUUUAUGGGGAAUAGAGUAUUUGGUACCAAAGUCAUGUACGAUGCUUUUGAGGAAAGGGCAAAGGAAAAUGUUCGAUACGAAGUGGACCUUUUACGAGCUGGAAGCAUACCAAAAAAACUUGUUAGCGUUAUGUUCAUAUAGCUGUAGCGUUGAGCCUGAUUUUUUA
Molecule: messenger RNA, 799 nt
Organism: Phaeodactylum tricornutum CCAP 1055/1
Lineage: Eukaryota; Bacillariophyta; Bacillariophyceae; Surirellales; Neidiaceae
Exons: 1
Coding region: 1-774 (257 amino acids)
Source: RefSeq, a predicted model, not a curated record